GCUCGGGCAAUAAGCGAAGAUCGCGAGGACAAGCCACUCAAAAAAAAACAUUUUUUUGCAGCACACCCUAUUUAUUCUGAGUGGAGAAAGCAGUCUCACCGAGAGGGGGGCACCACCAGCUUGGGAAGCUCCCUGUGCCGCGGACGACGGUCGCUUGUUGCGCCGUGUGCACACAGGCUUUGCGGCUGCACACACAGGCUCGGAGCGCCAAGCAUAUAGUUGCUUUUAAAGAUUCUCAUCAGACUGACUGGCCUACCCUGUGAGGCAUGUUGUGUUAAAGAAACACCUAUGCAGGUGGACUCUUCACUAAUGAAUGUAGGGGAUGGAGGCACGGUGAGCAGAGAAAUCAGUGCUCCAAAUAAAGCGGCCACGAGCAUGGUGGGAAACCCUCCCCAAACGUUGCCCCUCGAGUUUAGAGGCGAUGUUAGCCUCAGUCAGCAAAACAAGACCACUCCGACAACAGACUGUAAGACAGCGAGAGCCUGCCCGGACACCAGUAAUUACAACCACAGCCCGAAACUCUCCCCACCUCAGCAGCUCAACAAUGAACCGAUGUCAAGCUCAGCCCCCACCGGCUUGGAGAAGAGGGUAGACAAAAGAGUGGUAGAGGCCGUCAAAAUCAAGGCAGACGGCGCGGCGGUCUUCACCACCCCUCAGUGGUCGAGCAGUGGAAAAGUCGGUCGGGACGACUCAGCCAAUCCGAGGAAUCACAGCAAGAAAUCACACACGCCAUCUGCUGGUUUCCAGUGCUCCCUGUUCAAACCAGCCCAGCCAGUUGCCUUCCUGCCGUCUGCCGAUUUCUCCUCCCCGCUUUGUAAAGUCACUCUCCCACCAGCAUUGGGGCAGAUCGCGGCUUUGAGAGAAGCCACGGCCAGUCACUUUCCAAAAGAGAUCCAACCUCAAACCUCAGGUGUAGCAGGGACACCCCUCAUGCGGACCUAUCACUAUCCCUUCCCUGUGGGUCGGACUCCAGGGACGCCUGAGAAAAAGGCCUCUAAACAUAAAGUGAACCAUUCAUCCAGCAAGAAUGGAAAAUCCAUAGGGGAGUCCUUAGCCUCUGUGGUGGCAUCCCCAGCUAUCGCCCUACCGCUACAGCACCCAUCGCUGAACUCCGGAGCACCCACUCACUACACAUUGUCGCCCACCGCCGCCAUUUGCUGCGGCUCUGCACUAGCCACCAUCGCCUCUCAGAGCAGACUACUAAACCACGUGGAGAAGGGCCUCAGCUUGGACAAGACCGCCAUCGGCUCUCUAAAAGCAGAGGACCACAGAAUAUCAUGCUCGCUGGAGCCAAGGGAUGUUCCCCUCGAUUUAUCUGCUAAAUCCAAACGUCCAAAAUGCACAGAUGACCCUCUGGUGGAUCCUCCAAAUACAGAGUCAAAUAAAAUAGACUUUCUGAACUCAAAGAGGACUCAUUCUACAACAUAUAGCUCAGCAGGGCAAUAUCCUAUUUUACCCAAUACCCACAGAAAUGGAUCCCAUCAAAAGCAAUCAACGCGGCCACAGAAUCACCAGCUAUCUGAACGCAAGCCUCUGUGGAGCAAGGGAUCGUCACAGGACCCCAUUAAAAAUAUCCCUGGAACAUACGUCGGUGUGGCGAGUCCCAUACUGGCCUCCACCCUUCGGGGGAAAGAUGGAAAAGGGGCGUUUGUUGAUGAGUUUCAGAGUUUUGCUAAGCAGGAGUUUAUAUCCAUAAUAGACCAAGGUGAGCAAGUUUCUUCAGGAGGAAAGAGGCCACCUUCUCAUGCUCAGAGUAAAAACACCAGCAAUGCCAUCAGUAAGAACUGUUCCACUAAAGGAGCCUUAAUGACGGCCCUUUCAAGUCCCGCCAACACACAUCCAAAGCCUGGAAAAGCAGCAGGUCUGUACUCAACGUGGCAAAAGUCCUCUCAUCCUUCACACCAAGCAUCCUCUGUUCAGAGGAAAGUCUCACCAGGUUCCCCAAAGGCUAAGGGAGCUGUAGAAGGUUCCAAGUUUCAGAGUCCAUCCACACCUGUGGAUGAAACAUGGGAAAAACAGUCUCCGCUGUCUAACCUUGCGUCCAUUGUGAAACAGCAAGAUGGUCAAGUUGCACCGAGAAAAGACACUGUUCUGAAUCUUCUCACUGGAAGCCAAGACGCACCAUCCAAACAGGCCCCACCAGCAUUCUGGUCCUCGGAGAACUGGCUGUCUCAAGGGGGCCUGACUCGAUCCAGGAAUAGGCUUGAAAGGUUGAAGCCGACUGAGACCUCGGAGAACAAAGCAGAGCUACACAGCCGUCAGGGAGAACUCAAGCAAGGUAUCUCAAAACCCUUUGGACAGUCUCAUAGCCUCAGAAGCAACGCAUCCACAAAUAGCAACAGGCUGGAGAGCCAGCUUGCACAGGUCUUGGAGGGAGAGGCGCUGAAGAAGGACAGUGGGGAGUGGGAGAGACCCAGCAAUGAAAAACUGGGAGGUUUAGUCGCAUCUAUUCUGUCGGGUGACAAGUGUGGGAAGAGAACUAACGGAACCAAAGAGGAAUCUCCAACCAAAGCAGCUAAACAGAAGAAAGUUAGUCCUAAGAAGCCUGCAAAGGUAGAGUUGUCAAAAAAGAUUGCAGCAGAGAAAGAAGACACAGGAUGUAGUCCAACCACAGUGUCUGAACAAAAGAAGCAGAAGAAACAAAUAACACCUGAGCUGGAGCAAAGACUUUCCCUCCGGAGCAAAGAGCAGAUUCUGAAAGACCGUACCAGUCUCAAGGAGGAUGACCUCAACAAAACAGAUGGCAGCAGUCCUGAGGGUGAAGAGACCCGUUCCUUGAACCCCGCUGCUCCUAACAAGGAGGCCACCCCUACAGAGAGCCCCUUCCCGCGACUGAGGAGAGGACGGCGGCGAACUGAUGAGGCCAGGCUCGACCUCUGGGGUUUUGCCACGCCUUCUCCACCACCACCGCCGCCUCCGACGACCUCUCAAAUGAGCCCCUCACCUCCUCCGCGGAUGCCAGCUCGCCGCCCGAGAGGGAGACCCCGCUCCAGCCGCUUGUCGGAGCGGGACAAUCAGGACAAGGGCAAGGCGGCGGACACGGAAGACGACAGUCCGGUGCAUAAGAGGCGGCGGCAUUGCCAUAGUAGAAAGUACCAGACGGGCGAGUACAUCACUGACAAGGACAAACUUGAAGACGGAGAGCACCUUGAAGAGUCAGACAGUGUGAUCACAGACGAUUCACACACGGUACGGUGUCCAAGUCCUGCCUUGUCCAAUCCGGAGUCACCGCCACGGAGACCCUCCUUCACUCGCUCAGGCGCGGUGCGCUACCAGGCUAGUGACAUAUCGCCGGAGUCCAGUGACAAACCCUCUGGGAAGAGGAAGUUCAAAAGCAAGCAUUUGUGUGACAGCGAUGAGCAAAAGACGAGGACCAAACGCAGCAGCUUGGGCAAACGCACCUCCUCUAUGGCCCUGGAUGGCGACAGGACAGAGAGCAGCCCACCACCGUCCACCGCCAAAAGCCUGCCGUCAUCUCCUUCCACCAAGAAAAGCUCAUCUGGGAAAAACAGCUGUUCAGAGUCUCCCCCCAAACGACCCGUCCCUCCAGAGGUGCGGCGGCUGAUUGUCAAUAAAAAUGCCGGGGAGACGCUGUUGCAGCGUGCUGCCCGUUUGGGCUAUCAGGAAGUAGUGCAGUACUGUCUAGAAAAGGACAUCAGGGAGGUCAAUCGGCGAGACAAUGCAGGCUACACGGCGCUCCACGAGGCGUCUUCGCGGGGCUGGACGCAGAUUGUCCAGAUGCUGCUCAAACACGGGGCAGAUGUUAACUGCAGCGCUCAAGAUGGAACACGGCCCCUCCAUGACGCCGUGGCGAGCGACAACCUGCCCAUCGUGUGGCUGCUCCUCAACCACGGCGCCGACCCGACACUGGCCACCUACUCUGGACACACGCCCAUCAAACUAGCACACAGCUCCACCAUGAAGACCUUCCUCACGGAGUACUUAACCGACCUAGAGGGGCGCAGCGAGCAGGAUUCCACUUUGCACUGGGAUUUUUACAGCAGCUCCUUGUUUGAGAAUGAGGAGAAGCCCUGCUGGGACUUCCUGCUGUUGGAGGAGAGUGAGGAGUUGGCAGAGGUUGAAAGCGUGGACAAGGACAAGGACUCGGACAAAGACUGCCUCGUGUUUGAGCUCUCUUCUGAGCCGCUUUUACCCUGCUACCACGUCCAGGUGUCUCUAACCCAGGGCUUCUGUAACUGGUUCUUGCUGUCGGACGUCCUGAAGCGUCUGAAGAUGUCGGCGCGGAUCUUCCGGGCUCGCCACCCUCACUUGGAGGUGGCCACGUUGCCUCGCGCCGAGCUCGGACGGCAGGUUCUCGUCAGCCAGGUGGGCUUGCCCUUGGAUUUGAACUCAGAGGAUGAGGAAGAAGAAGAAGAAGAAGAGGAGGAGGAUAAAGAGGCGGGGCUUGUGGAGCUGGUGCGUUGCGUACCAGAGCUCCAGAGACUGCUGGGCUCCUCCAUUCACAUCCUCCAGGACGAGGAUGAGGAAAAGGAGGAGAAGCGGGAGAAGCGGCGAAGUCGGUAGCCCCUCGGCAUGAACUCCAAGGAGAACCACUCCGUCCUUUGCAAGGGGAAGGGGCGGGGCUUCACAGGUCAACUUUGACCACAGACAGCAGCUAUCAGGUUUUGUUUGACGACAGCGACUUUUGUUAAAAAGAAAAGUCUUGCCAUCAGGGUGAUUUGUUUGUAAAAAUGUGGCAGGAUGACCCUUGUUUUACAAAGGGAUCAUUUUGUUGGACCCUUUGCCACGCCCCUUCCCGCCUUCACUCCCUGUUUCCUAAUAACGUCGCCUCCUUCCUCCUCAUCUUUAUCACGAAUGGUCCUUAGCCCUCGCUCAGUCACACUUUUCAGACUUUUUUGUUCAAGAGCGGACUACAGGCGUCUCCUUUGUGUCGCAGUGCGUUCUUGACACUGUUUUGCCGCGCUUUAUUUAAUAGUCUUUAAUAUAUUUGACCUCUUGUCUCUCUGGUAAGCCCAUGUAUGGACAUUUUGCUUUGUAUGGUCGGUGCUUCGUCUUUUUUUUUCUAUUUUGGAAAAAAAAAAAGUACUUAUUAGGAUCCCUUUAUUGCUCCCUGGUUUGAGAACAGUAUUUCAAGCAAGCUAAAGUACAGUUUUAUUGUACUGGUGCUAUAAUAGAUUUUUGUGUUGACAAUCAAUGAAGUUUUGGUUUGGAAUCACAAACUGAUUAUAAUAAUAAUGACAAAAAAAGAUAUUCAAGAGGCUGGAGGUGUAAAGAGAAGUGUAGUUAAGUUGUUGACCUGACUGAGGAGAUGGUGCAAGAGACUUUUAUUUGAUUCUUUUUAUAAGAAAUCAAGAAUAAAGCAUGAUUGUAAAUCA
Messenger RNA from Dunckerocampus dactyliophorus (ringed pipefish), 5336 nucleotides. It is a transcript of the gene bcorl1, whose product is annotated as BCL6 corepressor-like 1. The record is from RefSeq and is a predicted model, not a curated record. Gene Ontology annotation, cellular component: nucleus. Lineage: Eukaryota; Metazoa; Chordata; Actinopteri; Syngnathiformes; Syngnathidae. The transcript is spliced from 12 exons. Bases 289 to 4524 code for a protein of 1411 amino acids. Gene Ontology annotation, biological process: negative regulation of transcription by RNA polymerase II. Gene Ontology annotation, molecular function: protein binding; transcription corepressor activity.